Spinacia oleracea (spinach) is the source of this 1738-nucleotide messenger RNA. RefSeq lists its product as uncharacterized. NCBI's taxonomy places the organism in Eukaryota, Viridiplantae, Streptophyta, Magnoliopsida, Caryophyllales, Amaranthaceae. The record is from RefSeq and is a predicted model, not a curated record. Bases 719 to 1510 code for a protein of 263 amino acids. The transcript is spliced from 3 exons.
AUUAAAUAUUGUUCGUAUCGGAAAUGAAUUCCGGAAUCGGGAAAUUAAUCGGAAAGCGUAUCGUACGAAUUAGCAUCGGACGAGGCCUGCCAGACGAAGGCCAAGCACGAAGUCGGGCCAUCGCCCAGCAAGCCAGCGCGCCACAACGCACCAGCCAAGGCUGCGCCAGUCCCACCGCAAGGCAGGCCCAGCGCGCGCCAACGCUGCGGCAGCGUGUGGGCCUCGCAGCAAUGGGCUGCGAGCUCGCGGGCUGCGCCCGCGCGCAUGGCGCCCCUCGUGGGCUGCUGUGCGUGCGUGUGUGUUGGUGUGCUAUACGAAUCCUAAAGCUAUCAGGUUUCGACUAAUGAUUAAAUUCCUAAACCUAAAAGGAUGAAUUAAUUACAUAAGAAUUCUAUUAGGAUUCUAAUUUAAUUAAUUCGUAUCCUAAUAGGAUUACGAUUCCCUUUCCAUACCUCUAUAAAUAAAGGCCUAGGGUCAUUAUUUUAAAUAGAGUAUUCAAGUAUUCAAAGUGAUUUUUGAGAGCAAAAAUUCAGUCAUACAAUUGCCUAUACUAGCCGAAAAUUCUAAGUACCUUAAGGGCGAUCCUAGUUGGUCAAGCUUAAGGCGGAUCCGGACGUGCUGUGGACUAUCUACGGAGGGACGACACUUGGAGUCCUAAAGACUUGUUCUUGUUCGGUUCGGGCGCAGCUAGGGAAGGCACGCAACAAAGUUUUUAAAUAUGGCAAACAACAAUCAAAACAUCAUCAUGGGUUCUGAGCUUAUGGUCAAGCUGAACCUAGCAAAUUUUCUUGAAUGGGAAGCUAAGCUAGUUGAAAUAGUCAAACUCAAUGGACUUGAGUAUGUACUAUCACAUCCCAUGCCAAGCUACUAUGCCAGAGACAUGACCCCUGAGAGAUUUUACGCCUGGGAUGCGGAUCUCAAAAAGGUUAUGAGUCUCAUGCUGAACAAUAUCCCUGAUGAUUGGGCUAGAAGGUUUAUAGCCUAUGAACCUUUUACGCUCAUCAAGAAUCUGAGGGAUAUCUGUCGUGGAAGCACGGAGGACAGGGACCUAAACGUCCAUGAGUUGAUUGAACCAAUGUCUGGUCUAAAGGUUAGUUCUCCCAACAGGUGUUAUAAGAUGGAAGUCCAAGACACACAUGUUCAGCUCCUUCGCACUAAACAGAGGGUAGGCGUCCCACUGAGGUUCCAUGUGGAUCUUAUGCGUUCAUACUUUGAUCGCCUAAGUCUACUAGGAACACCAAUAAGCGAAAGGAUGGCAGUCUCUAUCUUGCUCAAUUCACUACACAAUGGGUUUGGUCGCUUCAAGCAACUAUACCUAAGUGAACCAAGAGAAGAAACAGUUGCAGAAUUUGUUCACCUUGUCAGAAAGGCUGAAAUAAUACUGGACUGUGAAGCCAAAGAUUUACUCAAGGCUAGAAAGAGACGUUCAAGAAAAGUGGAAAGUCCAAGGGCGAUGCUAAAUCAAAGCAGGACAAGUCCACAUCAAGCUGUCUUUAUUGUGAUGGAAUAGGCCAUUACAAAAGAGAAUGUCCAAAGCUAAAGGAAGAUCAGAAGAACGGAACAGUCGUUCCAUCUUCAGGGACUAAGAAGAAGUAGAAAGUUAAGCAAGGGUGAAGUCGGCCUACGAGUGGGAAAUGGAGCACGGAUUGCUGCAUUAGCUGUAGGAACUUAUUAUUUGUCGUUGCCCUCCGGGCUAGUUUUGGAACUGGAGGAGUGUUUCCAUGUUCCAAGUCUUACU